Molecule: messenger RNA, 907 nt
Organism: Passer montanus (Eurasian tree sparrow)
Lineage: Eukaryota; Metazoa; Chordata; Aves; Passeriformes; Passeridae
Gene: ANAPC13
Product: anaphase promoting complex subunit 13
Exons: 3
Coding region: 366-590 (74 amino acids)
Biological process (GO): protein K11-linked ubiquitination
Cellular component (GO): anaphase-promoting complex
Source: RefSeq, a predicted model, not a curated record
GCGGGGACAGCGCGGGGACACCGCGGGACGCGGCGGUCACGGAGCCGCGGUGGCCGGGACCGGCAGGGGAUGCGCUGGGAUGCGCUCAGCCCCGUGCCCAUCGCCGCCCGUAUCGCGGCUCCGGCAGCCGCGAGUGCCAGGCCUGGCUCGGUUUUGAAUGAGUGGCAGUUAUCUCGCUCCCCAGGCUCCAGCUGCUGCUGCUGCUGCCCCGCAGGGAACACCGCGGCCUGGGGGGCCCUUCCGGGAGGGCAGAGUACAAUGAAACGCUCCGGAGUAAUUAUUGGGGGUGAAAGACAGGUCUCGUUUUGCUUCUGUUUCACUGGUUUCCUGGAGUUCAGAUUUAGCUGCUCUCGCCCGCUGUGAGGAUGGACAGCGAGGUGCAGAGGGAUGGCAGGAUCCUGGACCUGAUCGAUGAUGCGUGGAGAGAAGAUAAAUUGCCCUACGAGGACGUGGCCAUCCCUCUGAAUGAGCUCCCUGAACCAGAGCAAGACAACGGUGGCACCACUGAGUCUGUGAAAGAGCAAGAAAUGAAGUGGACAGAUUUGGCUCUCCAGUAUCUCCAUGAAAAUGUUCCACCCACGGGAAAUUAGUGAAUCAGUGGGAUUUCAUACAGUGGAUGCAUGAAUGCAACAUAAAAAUAUUUUUCAGCUGACCAUUGCUGCCCUAAGGAGGAAACAACAUUAGAGAAACUUUCAGACUCCAACAGUUGUUCUGCUCACAAUGAAGAGUUUAAAAUGCUUCUUUCUUGAAUGUGAAAUAGCAGAGGCUCUGACAUCUCAGAGCCAAGUGCAAAAUGUUUCAUGCUUAUAAGAUUAUUUCAUGUUUUCUGUUAAAUUGUUCUUAAAUUGGUGCCAAUUCUGAUCUUAAAUGUUUUCUACACGUGAUUAAAAAGUUUUUACUGUCUCAA